Magnolia sinica is the source of this 2733-nucleotide messenger RNA. Its product is annotated as vacuolar-sorting receptor 1-like. The record is from RefSeq and is a predicted model, not a curated record. NCBI's taxonomy places the organism in Eukaryota, Viridiplantae, Streptophyta, Magnoliopsida, Magnoliales, Magnoliaceae. Bases 536 to 2410 code for a protein of 624 amino acids. The transcript has 12 exons. Gene Ontology annotation, molecular function: calcium ion binding.
CCCACCUUUGGAAGGCAUUUUCUACAUACAAAGACAAAGAAAAGCUACUGAAGAGGAGAACACGUCUCUCUCUCUCUCGACCCCUCUUUGAAUUCUAUACAGUGAGAAGGAAAAAACCCAGAAAAGAAAAAUUUUCUUGGAAACUCAAGCUUUUGAAGAAAAGAUCAGAUUUUUCAUCUGGGUUUUUUUUUAUUCUUGAGUUUGUGAAGGAAAAAAGUCAGAUUUUUCGAUCUGUGUUUCAUUUCAUUAUCAGAGUUAUUGGGGGCUUUUUAUCUGGAUCAAGGAAAAAUAUUAUAUAUUUUUUGGGGUGUUUUGAGUAAAAAGAUCAGAUUUUUUUCAUCUUUGGUUGGAAAAAGUUGAAUCUUUUCGAUCUGGGUUUCACUUAAUUAUUGAGAUUUUGAGGAAAACAUUAGAUUUUUCGAUCUGGGUUUUGUUUGAUUAUUCAUUUUCUGAAAAAAAAAGAAAAAAGAAAAAAGAUUGGAUUUUUUUCAUCUCUCUGUUUUGGAGGUGCGAUCUCUGUAUUGGAGGGUUGAGAAUGAAAGGGAAGCUUGGAUUUUUCAUUUGGGUUUUGUUUCUUUGGGGGCCUUGUUAUGGUAGAUUUGUGGUGGAGAAGAACAGCUUGCAUGUGACUUCUCCAGACUCAUUGAAAGGCAACCAUGAGUGUGCGAUCGGGAAUUUUGGGAUCCCACAGUAUGGCGGGACGAUGGUGGGGACCAUCAUCUACCCAAAGGCCAAUCAGAAGGGGUGCACCGGUUUCGAUCAGUUCGAUAUCUCUUUUAAAUCGAAGCCCGGCGGGCGGCCCACCUUCGUUCUUGCCGAUCGAGGAGACUGUUACUUCACGUUGAAGGCAUGGAAUGCGCAAACUGCCGGAGCAGCUGCUAUCCUUGUUGCAGACGACAAGAUGGAACCGUUAAUCACGAUGGACACCCCUGAAGAAGAGAACGCCAAUGCAGAUUAUCUCCAAAACAUCACUAUCCCCUCCGCUCUUAUCAGCAAAACCUUAGGCGACAACAUUAAGAAAGCUCUAUCCAACAGCGAGAUGGUCACCAUCAAUUUGGACUGGAGGGAAUCGCUGCCCCACCCCGACGAGCGGGUCGAGUAUGAGUUCUGGACGAACAGCAACGAUGAGUGCGGGCCAAAGUGUGAUAGCCAGAUGGCGUUUGUUGAGAAUUUCAAGGGUCCAGCCCAGAUACUCGAGAAGAAGGGGUACACCCAAUUCACCCCGCAUUACAUCACGUGGUACUGCCCUGAAGCUUUUGUCUUGAGCAAGCAGUGCAAGUCGCAGUGCAUCAACCAUGGGCGGUAUUGUGCGCCCGACCCCGAACAGGAUUUCACCCGAGGGUACGACGGGAAGGAUGUCGUGAUUCAGAACUUGCGGCAGGUUUGCUUGUUUAAAGUUGCUAAUGAGUCCGGCAAGCCUUGGCUAUGGUGGGAUUACGUCACAGACUUUGCGAUUAGAUGCCCGAUGAAACAUCAGAAAUAUACGGACGAGUGCGCGAACAAUGUCAUUCAAUCUUUGGGUGUUGAUCUCAGCGCGAUAAAUAAAUGCAUAGGAGAUCCUAAUGCAAAUGAAGAGAAUCCGGUGCUUAAAGCAGAACAGGAUGCACAGAUUGGCAAAGGCUCUCGAGGAGAUGUGACGAUACUGCCAACUCUCGUAAUCAACAACCGACAAUAUAGAGGUAAGUUGGACAAAGGCGCUGUCCUCAAAGCCAUCUGUGCGGGUUUCCAAGAGACCACUGAGCCAGCCGUUUGUUUGAGCGAAGAUUUAGAGACAAAUGAAUGCUUGGAAAAUAAUGGUGGAUGCUGGCUUGAUAAGGCUGUUAAUAUUACUGCUUGCAAGGACACUUUCCGGGGACGGGUGUGUGAAUGCCCUGUUGUUGACGGAGUGAAAUUUGUGGGUGAUGGGUAUAGUCAUUGUGAAGUUUCCGGAGCUGGACGCUGUGAAAUCAACAACGGGGGCUGUUGGAAGAAAACCCAAGAUGGCAGGACUUUCUCUGCCUGCAUUGAAGAUCAUGCCAAUCGUUGCGUAUGUCCAGAAGGAUUCAAGGGUGACGGGGUCAAAGAAUGUGAAGACAUAGAUGAGUGCAAGGAAAAGACUGCCUGCCAAUGCCCAGAGUGCAAAUGCAAGAACUUGUGGGGAAGUUAUGAAUGCAGCUGUGGCGGUGAUCUUUUGUACAUGAGAGAACACGAUACAUGCAUAAGCAAGAAAUCUACGUCGGAGGUCGGCUGGAGCGUUGUGUGGAUCAUUUUCUUAGGCUUGGCUGCAGCUGGAGUUGGAGGCUAUGCCUUGUACAAGUACAGAAUCAGGCGAUACAUGGAUUCUGAGAUCCGGGCUAUCAUGGCGCAAUACAUGCCGCUGGAUAAUCAAGGAGAACCCCCAAAUCACAUCCAGCAUGGAACAGACAUCUAAGUGGACGUACAGACUGUCAUCAUCGAGAUUCCCAUGAUAUUUUAUAAUGGGUCAUGUUUCUUUGAGGUUGGGUGUCGACGCCCCACUAUGUGCACGUCGGAUAGUUUGUUGGUGGUAAUCAUGUAAAUCUAUUUGAAGCUUAUUACAUGCACUCUGCACUUACAUGAGAGGAUUUGUUCCUUGUCACGGUUUUAGAGCUAUACUUGGAUAAAUUUCUUAUGACAGAAGCUGAUACCCAUACCAAGUGAGAAUCUUAGCCCUACAUCAUUGAGCUUAUUCUGAUUGAAUGGAACUAUAAGCUAAAACCCAUCUAUUUUUAGGCA